Molecule: messenger RNA, 390 nt
Organism: Hyaloscypha bicolor E
Lineage: Eukaryota; Fungi; Ascomycota; Leotiomycetes; Helotiales; Hyaloscyphaceae
Exons: 1
Coding region: 129-326 (65 amino acids)
Source: RefSeq, a predicted model, not a curated record
CUUUCCUAUCUGGCAGGUGAAAAUAUUCAACAUGAACGGUGAACAAUAAAACGGCUUUCUUGAAAAAAAGACAGACCUUUAGGAGCAAUAUAAACAUAUACGCCCUUUUCGAACUUCUUCGCAUCGCAAUGUUUUCUAGUUCGUUCAUGACCUCGAUCACACCACAAGGGUAUCGGAGAUACACUUCCAUUUCUUCGCUUCAAAGGCGGCAGAGUCGCGGAUCGCCACGGAGACUUUCCACGUGGGGUCGAGGGGGCUUUUCAGGGGGGUUUCCAACUUUCCGCCCAGCGGCCGCGAGCCCCUUUUCCUGCACACCGCGACUUUGAAGGCGGUUGGCGAAUCGGAGACCCGGACGCCGAAACGUCGCACCUCCCCGGAUGUGGGAAGACA